This is a messenger RNA of Cryptococcus wingfieldii CBS 7118, 2088 nucleotides long. RefSeq lists its product as hypothetical. The transcript has 7 exons. Gene Ontology annotation, molecular function: protein binding. Bases 1 to 2088 code for a protein of 695 amino acids. Lineage: Eukaryota; Fungi; Basidiomycota; Tremellomycetes; Tremellales; Cryptococcaceae. The record is from RefSeq and is a predicted model, not a curated record.
AUGUCGAGCAUCGCCCAGUCACGCCUGCCGUCCCAAGCGCCAGAGUCGUUCCACCCUCGGCAACCAAGUCUCCGAAGGAUGCCGUCGGCGAGAGACGCUGUCAGCAACUUUAAGAGUCCUCUGGCAAGACUGGAGCAGGAGAGUAGGAGUGCCAAGAGCCAUGCUGGCUCCAGUCGGAAUGCUUCUAUAUCGUCCGCCGAGUCGGAAGCCAUCGCCCCUCCCGUCCCUGCCCUCCAGUUCAACCUCUUUCGACACAAUUCAAUCAUGUCCAUCGACUCUCUAGCGAGCGACUAUACCAUCACUCAAUCAGACGAAGGGGGCGAGCCAGAGGCCGACGAGGAAGAGGAAGAGGCCCCUGCGACGCCUAAAGCGUCUACGUCGGGUCAGCAGGGGUAUUUUGAAGGUGGAAGAGCGACACCGACGAACUCGAAUGCGACGAGUGCAUCAAAAACGCCUUCGUCAUGGAGCAACAAUACCAUUGCGAGCACCGCCACUACGGUGCCUACCAAACCCCCAUUGGCUCCCAAGCGGAGCUUUACUGUCCCUUCCCGCCCUUCAUCCCCUCCUAUCGAACCAACACAAAAGGCGGCACCAUUCGUCCUCGGCCCUGUCCCUCCCAGACGCACACAAUCACAAGUCCGGGCAGAUGCGCUUGCGAAAGACGCCCCCGCGCCACAUCGUCCUGAAGAGACAGAGGUCGGAGAAGAUUGGGCGAGUAUACAUGGUGAACAGGGGAGUGAUUGGGGAGACGACGAGAGUCAAUUUGAAUGGCUAGACACGGACGGAGCGCCACAGGCUACGAAUGGGAUCGACGGGCGGGGCGGCGUGCGUGGCCUGAGUCCAAGUAAGAGAUUGUCAAAGUUGAAGACGGCAAUGUCGAAGAGCGAAUAUAGCGAGAGUGGGAAAAGUGGAAAGCCGAAGAAGUCGAAGCCGCUGGUACUGCCAAAGAGAGCACCGCCGCCACCACCGCCCACUGCCCCGGCGCCUCUGAUUCGUGAACCACUCAGCGCGAGAUUACCCCCGUCGCCGACAAAGGGCGGGUGGAAGAUGACCAAGCAAAAUUCGCAGCCGUCCAUGCCUGGGAGGCAGGUGGAAGGGCUGCCAAAGCGGUCGGAUACGCUUCGAGGUGAGGCGAGACCGGGUGUCAACGCCAGAUGGGCAGAGCGGCCGGGGACCUCGGGGUCGCCGCAGACCUCCAACUUUUCCGCCCAGCAACAUCCCAUGCGCCCUCUGAUGCCCCCCUUGAAAGUACCUCUGAAAGACGACGGGCCUUCCACCUCGCUCGGUACAUCUUCAGGGCGCCAGUCGCAUCUCUCGUACCAAUCCGGCUACUCUUUCUACGACCUCGACGGCGGUGAGACAGAGUCAUCGCCCUCAACGCCCAAAGCGGGAUGUGAUAGCGACUUGGUGUUCCCCAAGGGAAAGUAUGUCAAGGUACCGACGUCGGCAUUGGAAGUGCGCGAGAGGACAGUGUCGAAGCCUGCUACGCGUACGCCGACGACGCCGACAGCUUCCAUCACCGGCCGGUCGGCGGACGAGCUGGUACAUAUGGGGAUCGAAGCGCGAGGGAAAGGCGAACUGCCAAAGAGUGCUUAUUACUUUAUGAAAGCUGCUGAAGCAGGCAGUCCGACAGGAAGAAUGUACUGGGGACUGGCACUGAGACAUGGGUGGGGAGUGAGUAUAGAUGAUAGGAGGGCGUUUGUGGAAAUUCGGCAGGCGUGUGAUCAGUCGUUAGCUGAGGGCGGGCUUGCGUUCCACAAUUCGCCGGGUCAGAUGGGCCUGACAGCACAGCAGAAGAAGCACAUGGCUCGAGAUCUCGCGAUGGGCAUGUUUGAAACAGGCAACUGCUUCUUGGGCGGCGUGGGUGUAAAGAAGGCUCCGGAUGUGGCAUUGCAGUAUCUGCGGUUUGCGGCCAAUCUAGGUGAUAUAGCGGCGCAAGAACAGCUCGGAUAUCUGCUAUCAAAGGGGUCAAACGGGGUCAAGAAGAAUAUGAAGGAGGCUGCCAAGUGGUACAGGAUGGCUGUGGCGCAGGGGUCCAAAAGCACGGUAGGACUGUCGUGGAUCUGGAAGGAUAAAUACAUGGUUUGA